Messenger RNA from Drosophila biarmipes, 853 nucleotides. RefSeq lists its product as uncharacterized. NCBI's taxonomy places the organism in Eukaryota, Metazoa, Arthropoda, Insecta, Diptera, Drosophilidae. The record is from RefSeq and is a predicted model, not a curated record. Bases 89 to 565 code for a protein of 158 amino acids. The transcript is spliced from 2 exons.
AGUCCGAGUGAUCCAAGCUGAAAUACAUAGUUCGUCUGGAAAUUUCGAGUCAACAUAUUUCCCAGCCCCAGCACAAGACAGGAUUAGGAUGCAAAAUUCGACAGUGAUCGGCAGGGUGAACGCGGGGCUGAGUAGCUGCUUGAGCCACCACCGGCGGCUGUGCCGCGGCAUCGCCGAGCUGGACCGCCUCAUCUACAACGACGAGUUCCUCAAGGACCCGCGCACGCAGUGGCUGCUCCACCAGAGGCGGCAGAAGGAGGAGGAGCGGGAGCAGCAGCGGGAGGGCACGGUGGGCUCCUUGGGGCGGAUGCGCAGUGAGAUGGGUCGUCUGCUCGGCCAGUCGCGGACCACACUGUCUCCGCCACCGGCAAAGAGUAAUCUUGGCGUGACCCGGGCCUUUUGCCAACUGCUCCAGCCCGAGACGCCCAGGCCCAGAGCCCACUCAGGACCUCUUCCGGCGCCCACUCCCCUGCCCUCGCCCGAGAGACGCCCCAGCUUCAGGUCCAGUGCCAGCCUGCCUCGUCCCGAGAGGAAGGCCUCCGCCAAGAGCUGCCGGAGCAACUAGAAAGGACUUGGACUACCUCAAACGCACUCCCAAGUCUGACAGAGAUCUACGGUUCGACUAGAUCUGUGGCAGAUUUGCGAGCGUUCUUUGCGGAGUGUCUUUGGCAAUCUGGGAGCAGCGAUCGCCCGGGAACCACUGCACUCGAACCCCACACACAAAGGGAGCAGGAGGGGCGGGGGGAGGUGGAGCACGAGGAGGCUCCGUUCAGUAUCCGUGCUGCUCUCGUUAUUGUUAUGAAUAAGUUAAUAACAUGGCGGAAGGCCUCUUUUGUCGUGGCCCAAACAAGCA